AUGGCGGAGCCACCUGCAAAGCGUGCUCGCCGAGCCGAUAGCUCAGCCAUGUGGGAUUCCAAUGAUAAAACGCCUCGUGCAUCAGAGCAAGGAUCAGACCGCGACCGCAGACGUUCACCAGCCCCACGAGAUGACCGACGCGACGGCCGAUAUCGCUCUCGCUCACGAGAACGCAAAGAUGGAAGGCGAGAACGGAGCUGGUCUCGAGAUCGCCGCGACCGAGACCGACGAGACGGAGACAAAGAAGGGCGUGGGGCCCAGGACCGAAAGAGGAGCACCAGUCGGGAACGCAACCAGGAUAGACGAGGUAAUCCACCUAGAAGCGUUAAGUUUCGCGAACGUUCCCGCUCCCGAUCUCCGCAACGCAAUGGUGCAAAAGCCCGGUCACCCCCUCGAGGCCCCAGGAGUGACCGCCAUGGCGACCGCAAAGAGCCUCGACCGCAAGAUGAUGGGCGGAAGUCGACAGGCGUACGACCAGGACAAGAACGUCACGAGGACGCGAUGGACAUAGACUUCAACGAAGACGCGGACGAGGACGAACUCGAAGCACAAAUGCGAAGGACCAUGGGUUUCAGCAGGUUCCGGACUACCAAGAACACCAAAAUUCCCGGAAACAACAUCUACGGUGUGCGGAAGGAGAAGAAGAUCGAGUACCGACAGUACAUGAACCGCCAGGGCGGUUUCAACCGGCCUCUCAGUCCCUCGCGAUGA
Penicillium coprophilum is the source of this 711-nucleotide messenger RNA. Its product is annotated as SNUT3/LISCH7 family protein. Gene Ontology annotation, biological process: RNA splicing. Gene Ontology annotation, cellular component: precatalytic spliceosome. The transcript is spliced from 2 exons. The record is from RefSeq and is a predicted model, not a curated record. Lineage: Eukaryota; Fungi; Ascomycota; Eurotiomycetes; Eurotiales; Aspergillaceae. Bases 1 to 711 code for a protein of 236 amino acids.